Molecule: messenger RNA, 1577 nt
Organism: Carassius gibelio (silver crucian carp)
Lineage: Eukaryota; Metazoa; Chordata; Actinopteri; Cypriniformes; Cyprinidae
Exons: 2
Coding region: 337-1068 (243 amino acids)
Source: RefSeq, a predicted model, not a curated record
AUAUAUACAUAUAGUGUAUUUGGAUUUGAGUAUUCAGGUUGGGCCUACAUAAUCACAAUUUAUCUGCCAAAAUUGGUAUUUAUUUAGUUUCGGGUGAUUCGGAGACAAUCCUCAGAUUUUAUCCCCAUGUUCCAGGAUAUUUCAGAAAUGCUCAAGCCUUUCUUUGUGCUGUAAGCAAAGCAGACAAUGGAUCUAGGGAAAGGGAGAACGGGAGGGAAUUUUUGUGUGACCAAUGGGUUACCUGAUGUAUUUUUAAUGCACAUGAAUGAUUGAUCGCUGUCCGUGGACACAUGCUCCCCCAAGGGCUGGCUGCAGUCUGGUGAUGUCGGUGUAGAUAUGAGUGUGAUGAGGGGAUCUUCUGGACUGAGCACGAACACUGUGGAGUUAAAGCAUCAGUGGGCAAUGCAGAGAAAUUGUACUCCGGUCCAGACAUGCUUGCUCUCCAGUUCUGUGCACCCACUUCCUGGCUCAUGCAACAGAGAUGAUUUCAGACUUCCGUCGCUGUCCAGAUCAACACAUGGUCGGACCACCGCAGUGCCUCUCAGUAUCAGUGAGCCCUGCUUGUUCACCCCAGGCCCGAGAGCAGUUUUCGAGGGGUUUUCAAAAAACCACCAUCCCCUUCAACACCAACCUGGCCCAUCUCUCUCCUGCAAGACCCUUGAGAAACCAAAGAAACACAUCUCUCAGCCUCUGAAGCCUGUACCAAAGGUUGGACAGGCCUUUACUCACAGUCAGCAGCGCGCCACAGAGAACAGAGGCCUGCAGUCGUUAAUGAGGCAGCGCAGGCAGCCCAUAAACCUACAGACUUUAUCUGUUAGAGGAAAGACUUGCCUUCCCACACAGCAUUUACCCACAUCUUCAUCUAGUGCAUCUCGCACACAGCUGCACGUGUUCCUGCCUGCAGAGGGUGCAGGACAGGAAGAAGACCAGGACAGCGAGUCUGUUGAUGAGGGUUUCAUGGAUGAGCUGGAUAACAGAGUCACCAACCUGAGACUUCAACAAGAUCCAAAGACCCCAAGACAGAUCAAAAUAUCCCUGACAGGUCAAAUGGUCAAAUUAACUUCCUAGUGUCCUGCUUUUAAUUGUAGCAUUUCAUAUUUUCAUGUGUGUUCUAUGCUAACACCUAUAACUACAUAAAUGACAAGUUCAGUAUUUACCAUUUUGAAGACUAGUUUAAAUAUUUGCUCUCAAGCAAUUUAUGUAAAUCAUAAUUUAUGUAAUAACAAUAAAUCAAAAUUAUGAAUAAAGGUGUGUUCUAAUGUUUAAAAGGAAGGAAAUGUUCCUGACAUUACAAAACGUAAACUGUUAAUAUAAAGGCACUUAAAAGUAUUUGUAUGGAAAACUAUCUGUUAGUUAGUUAGUUAUUAUUUUAUUUUUAUUUGUCUUUAUGAUUUUAAGUGUGCUGCCUUAAUGAUUUACUGCUCGUUUUGUUUAAUAAUAAAAAGACAGUAUAAAAGACUAACCUUUCACUCGUUCUUUUGUCACGUGACGUGACUGCAUUGGAUAGAGAAAUUAAUUUACUAACUUCUUUACAAACAGGCGCAUAGUCAUUAUUAUUAUAAUUAUUAUGUACUCUU